Messenger RNA from Drosophila subpulchrella, 898 nucleotides. It is a transcript of the gene Tim17b2, whose product is annotated as mitochondrial import inner membrane translocase subunit Tim17-B. The record is from RefSeq and is a predicted model, not a curated record. Lineage: Eukaryota; Metazoa; Arthropoda; Insecta; Diptera; Drosophilidae. Gene Ontology annotation, biological process: protein import into mitochondrial matrix. Gene Ontology annotation, molecular function: transmembrane protein transporter activity. Bases 153 to 686 code for a protein of 177 amino acids. Gene Ontology annotation, cellular component: TIM23 mitochondrial import inner membrane translocase complex; mitochondrial inner membrane. The transcript has a single exon.
GACAGACGUUCCAGAUAUUUCCUUCACAUACAUUUUAAGCACCAUCAAGUCACAGAGAACUCAAUCGUAUAUCAUAAACGAAAGUCUAAAAAUUCUACAAUUUUGGUUUUCAGUUUGUUUCGUUUCGGCCAUAAAUAGAAAAAUCCGGGAGAAUGGAGGAGUAUUCUCGGGAACCGUGUCCCUUUCGCAUUGUCGACGAUUGCGGAGGAGCCUUUGCCAUGGGCUGCAUUGGAGGCGGGGUCUUCCAGGGACUCAAGGGAUUCCGGAAUGCACCGCAGGGCAUGGGUCGAAGGUUCGCCGGAAGUGUGGCGGCCAUGAAGGCCAGAGCUCCGGUAAUUGGCGGGAGUUUCGCUGCCUGGGGAGCCGUAUUCAGUAUUGUGGAUUGCAGUUUAGUUAAGCUGCGAGAGAAGGAGGAUCCCUGGAACUCGAUUGUGAGUGGAGCUGUGACCGGAGGAAUUCUGGCCUCCCGCAACGGAGUGGCCGCCAUGGCAGGAAGUGCCAUCAUCGGAGGCGUCCUGCUCUCCAUGAUCGAGGGCAUUGGCAUCCUGUUCACCCGCAUCUCAGCGGAUCAGUUCCGGAAUCCUGUACCACCAAACGUUUCUGAAGCUUCCCAGGGAUUCGGCGACUUAAACUCUUCAUCUGGUUAUGGAUUCCAAGGCGAUCAGCAGGUUAAUGUCACUAGCUAAACGCAACUCAUUUGUUUCUGGCUAAAGGAUCAUCAAGCCUCUUGUAUGGAUUUUUUAUUUUUAAAAUGCAGCCAAAAUGUAUGGCAAAAAAAUAUGUUUAGCAUUAACUUACAGCUUAAUUCCAGCCUGAGCAAGCAAUAUAAAAAAAUAUUUAAGAAAUAGUAAAUAAAUUAACAUCAAAAUUCCAGUUAUGUUUGGAAAAACCCUCAAAA